Molecule: messenger RNA, 4054 nt
Organism: Oncorhynchus nerka (sockeye salmon)
Lineage: Eukaryota; Metazoa; Chordata; Actinopteri; Salmoniformes; Salmonidae
Product: zinc finger protein 70-like
Exons: 3
Coding region: 871-3609 (912 amino acids)
Biological process (GO): regulation of transcription by RNA polymerase II
Cellular component (GO): nucleus
Molecular function (GO): RNA polymerase II cis-regulatory region sequence-specific DNA binding; zinc ion binding; DNA-binding transcription factor activity, RNA polymerase II-specific
Source: RefSeq, a predicted model, not a curated record
GCAUGCAGCAAAUUAGGAGAAUAAAUGUGGCAGAUUAGGAUAAUUAGGUUUAGGGUUAGCUAAAAUGUGAAAACCCACUUUGGAUACAGCAACGACUGGAAAUGACUUUUCGUAGCAGGUUAGGGAAGUAUUUUCGCUAACUUUAACCUAAUUCGCAUAGCAUGCUACGUUACUUAUCCUGACCUGCUGUGUAUUUACACACGCUCAUAACCUACUAGGUUAAAGUCACUUCCGGAAGUGCCAUGUUUUUUAAAGGAAUCUCGAUGGUGUACACAUACAGCUACAGACAUAAAUUACUUUUUCGUAGCAGGUUAGGAGAACUUCCGUAUCAUGUUUGGAUAAUUCGCGUAGCCGGUUGGGAUAAUUAGGUUCGCGAAAAUGCUCUUCUAACCUGCUACAAAAUGUCCCUUCCGGUCGUAGCGAGAGACAAAAGUGGGUCAUGUCUAGAAGGGAUCCAGCUUUUGUCAAAUUUACUUAAAACGUAUUUUUGUUGUUGUUGUGGCAUUUUACCUAAUCUUAACCUGCCACAAUUAUUAUCAUAACCUGCUACGUAUGUUCUCCUAAGUGAAUGAACGUAGCAGUUUAGGAAAAUUAGGUUAGGGAAAGGGUUAGCUAAAAUUCGAUCAUAACCUGCUACAAAAAGUAACUUCCGUCCAUAGCUGCAUUCUAUCUAGUAACAACUGCAAACUCCGCUUUCGUUGCUGUACGAUGGUGAAACGAGCACACCUGAGUAACGUGUACAUUUUUGUUUCCCAAUCACGCGAAUGAGGAGGGGACUAAUUCGGAUGACACAUGAAAAUGUAACAACAAACGGGGAAAAAAAACCUUCUGGACCAUGCUGGCAAAGAUACUGUUCUGUGACGCUAAUACAUGCUAAUACUAGCUAGCAUGAUGAGACCAAAGAGAACCUGUUGUGUCGGUGUAUGUCGUGCUUGUGGGGAAAACAUUUCCAAUAGAAUAUACGUGCACAAUCUCUUCAGUCAGUUCGAAGGUCAAUGUUUUAAACCAUUUGACUACACCACAGCAUUGGAAGACCUCACUGGACCAAUUUCUCAGGACGAUGCCUUACCACACAUCAUUUGCGAAACGUGUCGUAAACUUCUUAAAAGGUACUACAAAAGCUUUUGCGAUGUGGAGAAAAUUGGCAGUAUAUUUCGAGAAAGUGCUCAGAAGCAGAGGGAGAGUCACUCUCUUGCGUGGCGAACUCGGGACGCCCAACAAGGUGAGAUUAGUAUCACCCCCUUUCCCCACGAGAGAAUGACAGAAGCGUGUAAGGUUUCCCCGCGAGAUUUGACCGUAACGUUAGUAGUUGUGCCAAAGAGCGAGAACACAGGCGAAGAAGCCACACCACAUCCCAACAACGAUAACAUCAAACCUGAGCCUGCAGAAAUCUCAGUAUACCUGGAAGAAGAUAUGGAGCAGGAUCCACAGUCUGGCGAUGAUGCUGCUUCUUCGAAGCUAAGCCAGGUGAGUGUGCCAACUAAAUACAUCCUUACUGGACCCAUGGAGAAACUUGUGGAUAACAUGUUGAAUGGACAAUUCUUCAGCGCAGCAAAGGCAAUAAUGGAAAUUCCUGAUUUGGCUUCCCUUGUCACUAAAGAGGUUUUGAACCAAGUCGUCAAAGAAUGCAAAGAGCUCACUAGCGUUCCAUUCAACUCCAUACUCAGACAGACCAGUCCAUCCUCUCUGGAAGCCUUCAGAUGGGACACUGUUUUUACUGAAUGGAAGACAACCGCACCCACGUUCCUUAGGUUUCUGGAGUCCGCAAGCACAUCUACAUGGGUUUCUGCCCUGACCAAAGAACGUACAGAGAGAAAGAACUUCGCCAUAGGCAUGGCUGGAGCCACUCUUCUCAAGGUACGUUGCGGCAGGAUGAGUGCACCCAUGUAUCGGAACUCGCUUAUCAUGCACCAGGCUCAGAAGAAAAAGUGCUUCAAUAGGUUUGCCAGACUUGGUGUCUGUGUUACAAAGCAAAGCAUGCUUCAUCUGUUGAGAAGAGUGAGGGCAUCGGAAGAAGUAACCAGGACUCCCUCUGCAGGUGAAGACCACAACUACGACUCAGUAGCGCCAAGAAGAUCCACAGAAAAUACUGACAGACAGGAGGACCCAGAGCCCACAGCGACUGAGAAGCAGCAGGAACCAAGGACCAGUCUGGGGGAAGAGCAGCUUUCAGACUCUGGAACGACAGAGUCCACAACAGUCACAUGCACUCCUCUCUUUCGGAGCAAAAACCAUGGUCAGGGCCCAUCCAAAUGCCAGGCCAAGCCCAAACCUCUGCCCAAACCCCAGCCUCAGCCCCAACAUCAGCCUCAACAUCAGGCCCAGCCUCAGCCCCAACAUCAGGCCCAGCCUCAGCCCCAACAUCAGCCUCAGCCCCAACAUCAGGCCCAGCCUCAGCCCCAACAUCAGGCCCAGCCUCAGCCCCAACAUCAGGCCCAGCCUCAGCCCCAACAUCAGGCCCAGCCUCAGCCCCAACAUCAGGCCCAGCCUCAGCCCCAGCCCCAACAUCAGGCCCAGCCCAAGCCUCAGCCCAAACCCCAGCCCUUCCCCACAACCUUUCUCCUGGCCCAACCCUUCCAAACAGCACAGAACCAAACUGUUAUGUUGUCUAAACAGAAUGGCCCCCUGAUGAUAUUUACACUUCCCUAUGUGCAAAGCCCUGUAGCUCAAAGUGAGGAAGUCAAAGGUGUGGAAAGCACUACGUUGCACAACUACAACGUUCCUUGUUCUUGCCAGGUGUGUGGGCAAUCAUUUGACUUCACGUGUCAUUUGAUAAGACAUGUUCAGAUGCACUUAGCGGAGCAAAACCGUUUGUGUGGUUUGUGUGGGAAGGUCCUUGGGCCUGCAGAGAACAUGGCGGUUCACCUGCAAACUCACAGUCUAAUGAAAACUUUUUGUCAUAUUUGUGGCAAAUGUUUCCCUAAGAAUUCUGAGCUGAAAUAUCAUAUAAGCAUUUAUCACUAUGUGGAGAAGCCACAUCUGUGCGAAGUGUGUGGCAAAACCUUCAGACACGGCAAGGCCCUUAAAGAGCAUCAUACGUCCGCUCACAUAGAGGGACGAGAUAAGCCAUAUAAAUGCCAUUUGUGCCGAAAAGGCUUCUCAGGAGAAAGACAAGUUAAACUCCACCAGUUAACUCACACUGGAGAGAAACCGUUUCAGUGUGAAGAUUGUGGCAUGUGCUUCAGGGAGAAGAACACUCUUAAAGGGCACAUGAGGACUCACACAGGAGAGAAACCGUAUAAGUGCAGAGAGUGUGGAAAAUGCUUUAGAUUGUUAGGUGCUUUAAAAUGUCACCUACUAACUCACACUGGAGAGAAACCGUAUCGCUGCAACGUCUGUGGCAGAUGCUUCAGUCAGUCCUCAUCCCGCAAGACUCACAUGAAAACUCACAAAAUGGCUCACGCAGUAGAGAGUGCAGAGAGACCACAGAGUCCAGAGAGUGCAGAGAGACCACAGAGUGCAGAGAGACCAGAGAGUGCAGAGAGACCAGAGAGUGCAGAGAGACCACAGAGUCCAGAGAGUGCAGAGAGACCACAGAGACCAGAGAGUGCAGAGAGACCACAGAGUGCAGAGAGACCACAGAGUGCAGAAAAGGCUUUGUCGGAGUAGGAUCUCUAAAAUGCUGGUCCAAUGGAGAGACACCAUAGCUUAGAUCCCCCUCACAACACAUAUGAACAUUUACUAAAGGGAGAACCCACAACAUGCCUUAGAAGUUGUAAAAGUGGCCUUUUCUGACAUGUUUUAGAAGACAAAGACAUGCCUCUAAAGUCACUUCUCUUGUUUAAAUACAUUGUGAAUUAGCAGUUUGAAAACAUCGCUUAAGGACUUAGUCUGACUCUCUAACAUUCCACAGUACAUGUCAUUUUCACAAACAGGAGUCGACAGCAUGUGGUCAACUUGUCUGUCCCAAAUAGUUAUGAGACUGCCGACUGGUCCCUAAAAUGUGUUAGUCUCACAGUUACAGAUUGAUUCAUUUCUUUAUGUUUUGGUUAAAAAGUAUUGUGUGGUAGCUGCCAGAGGAUAACACAAUAAAAUAUUUUGUACUGUUUUUCAA